AUGUGGUGGACAAUUACGGGAAAUUUUGGUAACCUGCUUCCUAUUGACUGGUCAAAGUCUUAUGCGAGACAACUGCAUACAAGAGCCUUAAAUCUUUCAGAAAAAAAAGAAACAGAUACACCUGAGCUGGAUUUACCUGAUGAUGAGGAACUGGCAGAAGCUUUUGAUAUGCACUCUUUGAUUAUCUCUAGUCUAAACACUGAUGAAGGUCAUGUUGUCACUGCUGAUGAAGUCAUCAAUGAAAUAGAGAGCAUGAUGCAGGAUUCUCCUACUGAAGAAUCACCUGAGGAGGAAGAAGAAAUCUCUGAGGAAAUGGAUAGCUACAUGAAAGUAAAAGAAACUUUGAAACAUUUGCAAACAAUAACUGAAACAGAAAUGAAAAGUAUGUCAACGGUGGCUUUGAAUGAGUUGCUGGCUCAAUUUGAACUCACAAUCAAGGAGCUUUCUGAAACUCUGGUAACUGAACUGGCCUUAAGAGAUGAGCUGGAAUAUGACAAAGAACUGAAAAACCAGUUCAUUUCCCUACUGCUGAUACUCCAGAAGAAAAGGCGAGAGAAUAAUGUGGAUAAGAAGAAGAAAAAAGUUAAAGUGAAUAAUGUACAACAACCUGAAGGUGCUGGCACUUAUUUGACUACAGUGAUUCCUUAUAAUCCUCAUCUUGGGCCACCAGCCUCUGAACAGCUCCAGAUUUAUAUAAAAAUUCUGCAAGCUAUUAAUGAUGACAGCAGCCAAGUGCCCACAUUGUUGACUGAUUACAUUCUGAAAGUUUUGUGCCCAACGUAG
Messenger RNA from Acanthosepion pharaonis, 783 nucleotides. The record is from the annotation of a GenBank genome assembly. Lineage: Eukaryota; Metazoa; Mollusca; Cephalopoda; Sepiida; Sepiidae.